AUGGAUUUCGCUAGUCUUAUGAAGUCGCAAAUCGCGUCUUCGUCUUCGAAGACAAGCGAAGAUAGCGGCAAGAAGUAUUUGAAGCGCUCCGAGAUCGAGGCGCAACGACAAGCAGACUACCAACGCGAGCAAGAAGAGGCGGAGAAUGCUCGUUUGGAGAGACUGGACAAAAAGCGAAAACGGGAUGAAGAGGAAGCAGAGCGGUACAGAGCGCGUGAGGAAAAGAAGCGACGGCUAGCGGAGGAAAGCAGGCGGAUACAGGAAGAAGAAAUGGAGGCGGAAGAGAGGGCAAGGAGGAAGCGCUUGGGACUACCGGAGCUGGAGAAGAAGUCGGACAGCAAGGAGGGUACGCCUUUGAAAGAAGAUGAGCAAGAUAUCCCGGACGAAGAGCUGCUGGACAAACUUCAGGAGAUGAACGAGCCGCGCUUCCUUUUCGGCGAAGAGCAUUUACAAAAACUACGACGAUAUCGGAAACUCGUGGUGAAGGCGUUGACGCCCAAAUUGAGCAAUGGGCCAAUUCCAACCUCAAUAGAGCUGGUUCCAGAAGCACAGAUGAAAGUACCAGGAGCCGUACCCAAGGAUGUCGAAGCGCGACAGUUCCUGCUUAGGCAAAUCGCCAGCUACUUCGAUAUGCUGCUCUCAGAAUGGCAGAGAGAUCUUGCCCGGCGAAGCAAAGAGGUCACGGAGUCCUCUACUGGCAAGCAAGCAUUCAACGCCUUCGUUGCAGCUCGUGAUAACCUUCGUCCACUGUUCAAGAAGAUGGAAGCGAACGAUCUCUCAGACACGCUUCUUGCCGCUGUACUGGAGAUCGUCCACUUGGCCCAAUUGAAGCGAUACGUCAAUGCCAACGAUGCAUACCUGCGACUCUCCAUCGGCAAGGCGGCAUGGCCCAUUGGUGUCACCAUGGUUGGUAUUCACGAGCGCAGUGCGAGAGAGAAACUCCACGAGACCGAAAACCAAGCGCACAUUCUAAGUGAUGAGACGACGAGAAAGAUGCUGCAGGGAAUCAAGCGGUGUCUCAGCUACGCGCAAAUAAGGUGGCCACCCGAUGAUAUUAGCCAGCUGAUGGGCUGA
Molecule: messenger RNA, 1074 nt
Organism: Lecanosticta acicola
Lineage: Eukaryota; Fungi; Ascomycota; Dothideomycetes; Mycosphaerellales; Mycosphaerellaceae
Source: the annotation of a GenBank genome assembly